This is a messenger RNA of Vavraia culicis subsp. floridensis, 642 nucleotides long. RefSeq lists its product as uncharacterized. The transcript has a single exon. The coding region runs from base 1 to 642 and encodes 213 amino acids. NCBI's taxonomy places the organism in Eukaryota, Fungi, Microsporidia, Pleistophoridae. The record is from RefSeq and is a predicted model, not a curated record.
AUGAAUAUGCUCUUUAUGUUCGUUUGUUUUGUUGCCUGUCCUUCUGUUUAUUUAAAGAUCGAUUGCAAACCUGAUGAUUUUACUUGGUCGCAUGAUUUGUUCCUUGACCUACCUUAUAAGAGAAAAGAACUUGCUGAUGGGGAUGAGUCGUUUUACGUAAAAGGUCACUUUGUAGGGUUUAUCCAGAAGAAUAGCCGCGGAAUCGUAACCGGCUUUAGGAUGCGGGUAGGUGGAAAUCUUUCUGGCGAUUACUUUCUUACAGCCGGUUACUCCUUACGCUGGGUGUCGUAUGAGGAUGCAAUAGAAUUCCGGGAUGCUGCCAAGGCUAUUGAUUUCGGGCUUACAGGUCUCGCUCCCAAGUGGUGGAGAUCCGGGUAUGUUGAAAAGAAUCAUACUUUUGAGACCGAAUUUAUAACGAAAGACCUGUUCAAGAGACGGAUUCGCUGGCUUUAUAAGUUAAAUACACAUAAAAUUCAUUUUGGGUCUCUCUGGAUCCUCACUAUAUCGGAAGCCGAGCGUGAUUGGGAGAAAGCGAAGGCAGUUGAAGAACACCUGGACGGCUUUAAGGAGUUUUCUAAAAAGGCUGGUGAAGUGUAUGAUGAAGUGUAUGAUGAGUUGAUUGAUGAUUGCUCAGUUCAAUAA